Messenger RNA from Hepatospora eriocheir, 1959 nucleotides. NCBI's taxonomy places the organism in Eukaryota, Fungi, Microsporidia, Hepatosporidae. The record is from the annotation of a GenBank genome assembly.
AUGUUUCAUAAUAAAUAUAAUAAUGAAAUUGUAUUUAUUUACAUGAUAAGUUUAAGUAUUUUAAGUAUUUGCUGUGAGUUUUUUAAACCAGUAGAAGAGGGUAUUAAAGUAAAUGAUAAUGCAGUUAAAGAAAAGGAUAACUUAAUUAAAGAUUCUAAAGAGAAAGAUGAUAAUGUAAAAAAAGAUGAAGCAAUUAAAAGUUUAAAAGAAAUGAGUGUGGAUAAAGGAAGUGAUUUAGAGUGUGAUAAGGAGAUUAAUAAGUCAGAAGAAACUGUAAAAUUUAAUUUAAAUGGACAUCCAGUAACAGCCAAAGUUGAAUUAAGAACAUUAGCAGUUUUAAACUUUAAAGAUGAAAAAGGUAAAGAAGUCUCUACAAAUGAAAAGUCAAUGCCUGAAAUUAUUGAAAUUAAUUCUAAAUCAAAAGAAGGUUUGAAUUCUAAUAACAAAGAUAAUAAGAAAAAAGAAAAGAAAGAUGAUGAUUUAAUUAAAAAUAAAGAAGAUGAUUUAAUUAAAAAUAAAGAAGAUGAUUUAAUUAAUAAAGAAGAUAGUAAGAAGAAGAAAAUAGAAAAUAAAGAUAAUGAUUUAAUUAAUAAUAAAGAAAAUAACAAUAAUAAGAAGAAAGAAGAUGAUUUAAUUGAUAAAGAAAAUAAUAAAAGUUUAAUUAAAAAAGAAAAUAACAAUAAUAAGAAGAAAGAAGAUGAUUUAAUUAAUAAAGAAAAUAAAAAUUUAAUUAAAAAUGAAGAUAAAAUUGAUUUAACAAAAAUUAAUACAAAAGAAGAAGAAAAUUUAAAUAAAGAAAAUGAUAUUAAAAAAAAUCAAUUAGAUGGAAAAGUAAAAGAUAAAAUAGAAGAUUUUAAAGAGAAUGUUCAAGAGAAGCAACAAAAGAAAGCAGAAGAAUCUUAUAAAGAACAAAAGGAAAAAUUAAAUGAAGAAAAAAAGAAUUUAGAAUCAUCAGUAAAAAAAGAAAUUGAUCAAAUGAAAGAUGACUUUGAUAAAAGAAUUAAGAAUGCCGAAACUGAAGUUAAGAAGAAUGCUUUAAAGACAGAAAAGGCGAUGCGUGAAGAUAAAAAGAAAGCAGAAUUGGAAAAGGGUAAGAGUGAAAUUGAUAAUAAGUUAUUACAGUGUGAGUAUGAUUAUAAAAUAAAAGUUGCUAAAUCAGAUGAAGAAAGAGAGAAAUUAAAAAAAGAAUUAUCAGAAAAGAAAGUAAAGAAACUUGAAAGUGAUAUUGAAAAGAAGAAAGAAUUUCAGGUAAAGAAAAUGAGUGAAAAGAUGAAUUUAAAUAAGGAGAUUAGAAAAGCUAAAAUUGAAAAGGAAGAAGAUCCAGAUAAGAAAGAAAUUGCUAAACUUAAUUCUAAAUAUAAAGAAGAUUGUGAUAAGUUAAGUAUAAAAUUAGUACAAGCAAAGAAUUCUGAUGAGAGGAAUAAAAUUAAAGAAGAAUCUGCAGAACGUAAAAAGAAGUAUCAGCAAGAUUUACUUGAACUUAAAAAAAAACAAAAGAAAAACAAGGUUAGUGAGGAAUUUGAUAAAAAAAUUAAAGAGUCAAAAAGUGAUGAAGAGAAGCAGAAACUUAAGGAUGAAAAAGAGAAAAAACUUGCUGAAAUUGAAGAGGCUAAACAACUUAAAGAAGAUUCCUUGUUUGAAGCAGCCAAUGAAUUCCCUUUUUUUAGAAUCAAAUUACCAAACUCAAGUGAAUAUGAAUUUAAUGAUAAUGAUGAAAUUAAAGAAAAAGAAGAUGAUAGAAAAGUUAAAGAAAAGAAACAAACUGAUUCUAACAAUGAUAAAACUGACGAAUUAUCAUCAUUUGGUGAUCUUUUAGGUGUUUUAAAGGAAUUACCAGAAUUUAAAGAAGGAGAUGAAGAUGAGACAGUUUAUUUAGAAGCUGAUAUUAAUUUCCCACAAGAGAAACAAUUAAAAUCUAAACAUUUUAAGAUGUCAGGACAUUUAGGAAUUGAUAAUUAA